AUGUCCCUCAUGGCAGUUUCGACCCUUACAGUUGAAAAAAUUUUGGCUGCCGUUAUGAAAGUGCUGCAGUCUAAAGACAAGAUCGAGCUGGAUACGGGAUUCUCGGUGGAUGUAAUCACCAUUAGACGACCUGUGGGUGCUAGACGGAACAGGAAAGUAGUGAAUAUCUCCAUGGAUAGACUAGAUAAGAAAUCUAUUUUGUCUAUUCCCUAUGACGACGAAGGACUCUGUUGCGCUAAAGCAAUUGUGUAUGCGUUGGCGCAUCUGAAUAAGGACACGACUGCCAUCAAUGCCAUGAAAGAUCGUCGCCGACCAGCUCUUGUGAAUCGUGCUAAAGAGCUCCAUACGGCCGCGAAUGUGCUUCUAGACCCUUGCACAUUUGCGGAAAUUGCCACGUUCGAAGACCAUCUGGAUACUCAAAUUGCCGUCUUUUCUUCGGAUAAUUUGAACCGGGUGGUCUAUAAAGGGAAAGAGAGGGCACAACGGAUCAAUUUGUGGCUUCACGAUGGGCAUUAUGACGUCAUCAAAUCUCUGAAAGGAUUUUUCGGUAGCGACCAUUACUGCACGUCCUGUGAAAAGGCCUAUGAACAUCCGGAAAACCACCGAUGUGCCAAUGCCUGCCCCAUAUGUUUGAGGACCGACUGUUUCCAGGCGUGCCCCCAACGAUGUCAGGAUUGCGACCGUCUCUGCCGAUCCGAUGCCUGCUUUGAAGCACACAAAGCCCUGACUGGAAAACAAGAGUUUUCACUUUGCGACAGGGUAUACCAGUGCAGGGAAUGCUGCCAAGUGAUUCGGAGACGCGAUUGCCCUAAGGACCUGCAUAGGUGUGGCACCACCAAAUGCCCUUCUUGCAACCAGUUUGUCGUGGCUGCUGAGCACCGUUGCUAUUUGCGACGUGUUGUCCCGAAGAAGUCCGAGGAUAAGCUCAUCUUUUUUGACUUUGAAACGGACCAGUCUUCGGGGGAGCAUCUUGUGAAUUUCGCGGUGGCUCAGUAUGCCGACGGCACAGAAAAAGUGUUUCCAGGAUACGCGGCAUGCCGAAACUUCUGCGCCUGGCUGUUUACCACACAGCACAAGGGCUUCACCGCCGUGGCUCAUAACAUGAAAGGGUUCGAUGGGACAGUUCGUGAUGGCCUGGCUCCUGGAGCAAGGCACAGCGCCGGAGGUGAUCCCUAA
Molecule: messenger RNA, 1176 nt
Organism: Stegodyphus dumicola
Lineage: Eukaryota; Metazoa; Arthropoda; Arachnida; Araneae; Eresidae
Source: RefSeq, a predicted model, not a curated record